UUAUUAUAUUAUUUAAUUUAUUUAUUUUCAUAAUCUUAAUCGUUUUUCGUUAUUUUGACUUUAGAAAAAUGGAAGAAGAUGAAUAAAGAAAUGAAAGUAAACUGAUAGCCUUUUUAUUCUGUUGUAUAGCAUCAAAAUGAACUGGAGUUUGUACGAAGACAUGGCCACCGCCUAUAUCAAAUCUGGAAAUGCUUCAGGCCUUGCCAAACUGGUAAAUUCUCUACUGCCAGAUGGGGAAGAAGAUGAAAUGAAAAGCGAAGUGAUUGAAUUAUCCGGUCAAAUAAUUGGGUCAAUUUUAAAAGAGAUUUGCGAACAAACACCUUCCGGACAGCUGGAAGUAAUUGAGCCUCUUUUAGAAGCUUUUCGUGAUCAGGGAUUGACCAUUUCUUUGAGCGUGGCCCAAUUUGUACGUGACAAAGUAUCAGAAGGCCAGUUGACUCCUGCUUCCGUUGAUCUCUUGGCUGAACUAACCUCGGGACAACUAAUUCCUGUACCGUUGAAUCCCUUGCCUAAGCGCCUUCAGUUGGGAACGAAUAGUCAGUCAAAUAAGAAAAACAUCAAUAAAUUCUGUGCAUUCGUACGAGAGCGUAAAUUACACGAAGCAUUGACAUCGAAAAAGGAGCUGGAGGCCCGCAGUGUUUUUUUCAAGAUCGAAUUAAAUCUCUUGUUAAUGGACCUGUACGGCCAUCACGGACGUUUGGACGAGGCUCUCGAUUUAUUCUCCCGACUGCACAAGGACCCCGACCUUAUCAUCCUGCCUUCUAAAAUCAUGAAUCUCUCUGCUCAUCUGUUGAAAGGAGGUCGGCCAGUUGAUGCGAUUCGCUUUCUAGAAAAAUUGAAAGCUGAUCCGCAAGUGGCUGAAAAAUCGAGUUGACGAGAUCCGUCAACGCAAGUGCUGUUCGACUGAUGGACGCCGCUGCCAAAAAUGGCAAUGUCGAAGUAAUUCAGAAAAUAUUCGACUGUCUGGAACAAUCGAAAGCCUUGAAAAUGAGUAGAGCCCUGUUAGGUACACUAGUCAAAGUCCAUGCUGUUCGAGAUGAUUGGGACAGUUCCCUAGCCGAGUUUGAUCGUUUGACCAAAGAGCGACGCUCGACACCUUGGAGCACCGAAUUAGCCGCCAGUUUGAUUGAAAAAGACGACACGAGAAGACUUGACCGACUUAUGAAAAUGAACAGUCAAGUCCACGGGGAGAGGGACAGUCUCUUUGAUCUGUCGCUGGCUUUUCUUAGCUGUCAGCGAGUCAAAGAUGCAAAAAAACUCCUCGAGACUCCUGGACUGCGUAUCGUCAACAGUCGACUGGACAACGUCUGCUCCUUCUACGUGCGUAAGAAAAAACUCGACGAACUGGAGAAUUUGGUGAAGAUUAGCCGGAACGUUUUCAACGUGGACCGCCACAUGUUGUACGAUCAUUUAUUGGCGGCUUGUAUCAUAAUUAUAAUUUUAUUUUAAUUUAUUUAACUAUUUCACUGAUGUUUAUAUGUGUUAACAUAAAUAUGAACCUAAAUAAACUUGUAAAUAUGUGUUUUGUCACAUUAAAUAAAAGUAUAUUUCGAUUUAA
Messenger RNA from Daphnia pulex (common water flea), 1558 nucleotides. RefSeq lists its product as uncharacterized. NCBI's taxonomy places the organism in Eukaryota, Metazoa, Arthropoda, Branchiopoda, Diplostraca, Daphniidae. The record is from RefSeq and is a predicted model, not a curated record. The transcript has 5 exons. Bases 137 to 874 code for a protein of 245 amino acids.